Messenger RNA from Aspergillus affinis, 993 nucleotides. RefSeq lists its product as uncharacterized. The record is from RefSeq and is a predicted model, not a curated record. Bases 1 to 993 code for a protein of 330 amino acids. The transcript has 2 exons. NCBI's taxonomy places the organism in Eukaryota, Fungi, Ascomycota, Eurotiomycetes, Eurotiales, Aspergillaceae. Gene Ontology annotation, biological process: regulation of transcription by RNA polymerase II. Gene Ontology annotation, molecular function: DNA-binding transcription activator activity, RNA polymerase II-specific.
AUGUACGGGGAUUCUGUAGCACCCGCUCAAAGUCCCAGUCCCAAGCCUCAGUCGCACGAUGCGUCAUCCAACCGUCUUCUAGAGGCAAAGCUCCUCCAUCACUAUUACACUAGUACAAGCAACAGUGUCUGCAGCCCUGAAGAUUACCACCAGUGGCACAACGUAUUCCCCGAGGCAGCCACCGCCCAUGCCUAUGUCUUGGACAGCGUCCUGGCAUUCACGGCCUUGCAUCUUGCAUAUCUAGAGCCGAACAGCCGGCACACAUGGCUGGAAAUCGGCUCGCAUUACAAUAACAAGGCCUGCUCGGAGUUCCGGAAGGUUGUGGGCCAAGUCUCGACCUCCACCCUUUGGCCAGCCUUGGUAUGCUCGAUCUAUAUUGCCUUGUUUGCGAUCGCGCGCAUUGCGCUUGUGGGCGAUAAAAUACAAUCAAGCCAUCUGGCCGAUGUUCUUCAGACGAGGACGCUGCUGCAAGGCUGUCUCUUCUUUCAUCAUGCCAUGGAGAGCCUGAAUAUUCGUUCGGGUAUAAUGACGGAAUCACAACUCAGUCGGGACAGCCCUCGGCGGGAUGAUCAUCCUCUUCCCGUGGUCCCAGGGCCAACCAUCUGUCGAAUGGGUGCCUUGAUAUUGGAAAAGUUCCGAACAGAAAGUCAACCCCGAUUUGAGGUCUGCAGGACAGCAUGCCAAACUUUGAUCGAUGGCGUGGAUAGCAAAUAUACAAUCGAGACUCAGGGUCGAAAUGUAUUCCUAUGGCCGUUGUCUCUAGACGAUUCAUUCAUAGAGUUGCUUCAAGCGAAGGAAUUCCCGGCUCGUCUAGUGUUUUCGCUGUAUGCUCUGGGUCUGCACUUCUUUAAGGGAUUCUGGUAUAUUGGCGACGCGGGAUACCGACUGGGUAGGGAGCUACUGCCGUUGUCCGAGCCGGUGUCUGAGUACUGGGUUGACGUGACGGCGUCAAUAAGGGCGGAAUUUGAGAUUGAUCGGGCUGUUCAGUUCUAG